CGUUCUCAGUUCUUCCGGUGCGCGUGAGGAAGGGAUUAAACGUCCGUCUCGCUGCUCUCUUUCCGUGAAAGAACGGCAGCCUUAUAGCGUUUACCGGCGUUUAGAACCGGAACGGCGUCUUGACGACUCGUUCGUUAACUCAUCGAGCUGUUUAAGAGAGUUAGGGAUGAACUGAGAAUGAAUGUCAACCAGCAACCUCACAUGGCCUCUCCUUAUGGGCAGCCUCAGCCUGGAUAUCAGGGCUACCCCCAGCCAGGAUAUGGGGGUGGCCACGUGCCAUCGGGAUAUCCGGCUCAGUAUGCACCUUAUAACGGGCCGGGCUCUGCCUACCAACAAGGUCCACCGCAAGGAUAUUCUCCUUAUGCAAGCUUUCCCUCUAAGACUCUCGCAACAAACUUAGUCUCUGACCUGUCCUCCUCCUCUCCUCUUGACCUAGGUAUGAGAGGACCUCCUGCCUCAGGGGCACCACCUGUUUCAGGUGCCCAGAACUAUUCUCAGUUUGGGCAAGGAGAGACUCAGAAUGGACCACCACCAAUGGGUGCUCCAUCACAGAGGCCUCCAGUGUCUCAACCUUACACUCCAGGUGCAGUAAAUCUGCCUGGCCCUCAGCCCCCAUACGGCCAGCAGUUUGGAGCUCCACCGGUCAGCAUGCAGCAGAUGACCAAUCAAAUGGCCAGCAUGCAGGUUGGCUCCACUGCACCCUCUCCUGCAGGCCCAGGCUAUGCCCCUCCCUCUGUGUCUCAGGCUGCUAUGUCUGUUCCCUACACACCUGCAUCUCCUCCUACUUUCCCACCCACUUCCACUGCUCCCUCACAGCCUCCACCUACUGAAGCUGUUGCUCAGGCUCCUCCUCAGUCAUACUACGGAGGUCCGCAACCUCCCCAGCAGCCUUUCCCAAAUGCUGUUCCACCUUUCUCCUCUACUGGCCCCACGCAGCCCCAAGUUCCACAACCGGUUUCUCCACAAUCCUUUCCUCAAGCUCCGCCUGUUUCUCAGCCUCCUUUUUCCACUGCCCAGGUACCUCCAGGUCCCACCCAGUCAUACGGAGGCCCACUUCCUUCAACACAGCCCUCUUUCCCAAGACCACCGCUUCCCACCUCCCAGCCCUCCACGUUCCCUGCAGGUCCACCGCCCACCUCAACUCCAUCUCAGCUUCAAGGGGUCAUGCAGCCCCAACCGCCAGUUUCCCAACCCUCACUUUACCACUCAGGUCCCCCUCCAACCUCCACUGGGUUUCCACCACAAGUUGGUGCUCCACAAAGGCCUCCCCUUGCUGGAAUGCAGGGCCCUCCUAUGGCAUCACAGGGCCCUCCUAUGGCAUCACAGGGCCCUCCUAUGGCAUCACAGGGCCCUCCUAUGGCAUCACAGGGCCCUCCUAUGGCAUCACAGGGCCCUCCUAUGGCUUCACAUGGCCCUCCUGUGGCUUCACAGGGGCCUCCUAUGGCACAGGUUAAUCAUGUACCCCCUACACAACCUGGCAUGCCACCUGGUCCUAUCAACGCUUCUCUGUCAGGGCCACCCCCACAGCCAGGAAUGCAGGGAUAUCCUCCUCAGCAAAAUGGUGCUUUUGGGCAGGUCAGAGGUCCUCAGCCUGGUUACACAGGACCAUAUCCUGGGCAGCCAAACUAUGGAGCGCCACCUGCUGCACCAGCUCCAGCGCCAGCUGCCCCAAAAAGGCUUGAUCCUGAUUCUAUCCCAAGCCCGCAAGCCUCUGACAUGCCGCCUGUGCAGAAAACAAGACAUAGAAUAGACCCAGACGCAAUCCCAAGUCCAAUUCAGGUUAUCGAGGAUGACAAAACAAACAAGGGAAAUGAACCUUUCACUACAGGGGUCAGAGGUCAAGCCCCACCUCUUGUCACCACCAAAUUUCAAGUUAAAGAUCAAGGGAAUGCGAGUCCACGUUACAUCCGUUGUACAGCCUACAACAUGCCCUGCAAUUCUGACAUGGCCAAACAGUCCCAGGUUCCCCUGGCUGCUGUCAUUAAACCCCUGGCCCCACUUCCUCCAGAUGAGAUACCGCCAUAUCUCGUGGAUCACGGAGAAAGUGGUCCCAUCCGCUGUAAUCGCUGUAAGGCCUACAUGUGCCCAUACAUGCAGUUUAUUGAAGGUGGCCGUCGUUUCCAGUGUGGCUUCUGCAGCUGUGUCACCGAGGUGCCUCCCCAUUACUUCCAGCAUCUGGAUCACACAGGGAAGAGGGUGGACUGCUAUGACCGACCAGAGCUCUCGAUGGGCAGUUACGAGUUUACGGCUACUGUGGACUACUGUAAGAACAACAAGUUUCCUCAGCCGCCAGCCUUUAUCUUCCUAAUUGAUGUAUCCUACAAUGCUGUGAAGAAUGGCAUGGUGGGAAUUGUAUGUCAGGAGCUAAAGACACUGUUGGAUUACUUGCCAAGAGAGAACCCUGAUGUGGAAUCAAACAUUCGAGUUGGCUUCAUCACCUACAACAAAGUGCUUCAUUUCUAUAAUGUGAAGGCCUCCCUUGCUCAGCCACAGAUGAUGGUAGUGUCAGAUGUGGCUGACAUGUUUGUGCCCCUACUGGAUGGAUUUCUUGUGAAUGUCUCAGAGUCCAGAGUAGUUAUUGAAAGUUUGUUGGAUCAGAUCCCUGAGAUGUUUGCAGACACGCGGGAAACCGAAACUGUGUUUGGGCCUGUCGUUCAGGCUGGGCUGGAAGCGCUCAAGGCAGCAGACUGUGCCGGAAAGCUCUUUGUUUUUCACUCAUCUCUUCCCAUCGCUGAGGCUCCAGGCAAACUGAAGAACAGGGAGGAUAAGAAGCUAGUGGGCACCGAUAAAGAAAAGUCAUUAUUCCAGCCACAAGUUAGUUUUUACAACACUCUAGCCAAGGAUUGUGUUGCGCAGGGUUGCUGUGUCGACCUCUUCCUCUUUCCCAACCAGUAUGUCGAUGUAGCAACGUUAGGGGUGGUCCCCACUUCAACGGGCGGCUCCAUUUACAAAUACACCUAUUUCCAGGCUCCAUCUGACCAGGAACGUUUCCUUAAUGACCUGAGGAGAGACGUGCAGAAGCAGGUGGGCUUUGAUGCCGUGAUGAGGGUCCGCACCAGCACAGGUAUCCGUGCGACCGACUUCUUUGGUUCCUUCUACAUGAGCAACACCACCGAUGUUGAGCUGGCAGGACUAGACUGUGACAAGACUGUUACUGUGGAGUUCAGACACGAUGACAAGCUCAGCGAGGAGACUGGAGCUCUAAUGCAGUGUGCGGUUCUGUACACCAGCUGCAGCGGUCAGCGACGACUUCGGAUCCAUAACAUGGCAGUGAACUGCUGCUCUCAGCUGGCAGACCUGUACAGGAACUGUGAGACUGACACCAUCAUCAACUUCUUCGCCAAAUAUGCAUAUCGUAGUGUACUCAGCAGUCCCACCAAGAAUGUCCGUGAUAGUCUGGUGAAUCAAUGUGCACAGAUCUUAGCCUGUUACCGCAAAAACUGUGCCAGUCCAUCUUCAGCAGGGCAGUUGAUUUUACCAGAAUGUAUGAAGCUGCUGCCCGUGUAUCUGAACUGCGUGUUAAAGAGUGACGUUCUGCAGCCCGGGGCAGAUGUCUCUCUGGAUGACCGUGCCUACCUGAGACAGCUGGUCAGCACUAUGGAUGUGGCCGAGAGCCAUGUGUUCUUCUACCCUCGCCUGCUUCCGCUGCAAAAGCUGGAUGUUGAGAGCAUGGCUCUGCCUGUGGCUGUGAGAGACUCUGAGGAGAGGCUGUCAAGGGGAGGAGUCUACCUGUUAGAGAAUGGACUGAACAUUUUCCUUUGGGUCGGGGUCAAUGCCCAGCAGGAGCUGCUUCAGAACAUCUUUGGCACACCGGCCUUCAGCCAGAUAGACCCCAACGCGACCUCUCUGCCGGCUUUGGAUAAUCCUUUUUCAAAGAGACUAAGGGAGAUUAUCGAGUCCGUCAGGGCCCAGCGCUCACGAUAUAUGAAGCUCAUGGUGGUGAAACAGGAAGACAAGCUAGAGCUGAUCUUCAAGCACUUCCUGGCGGAGGAUAAGAGCAACAAUGGUGGGGCCUCUUACGUGGACUUCCUGUGUCACAUGCACAAGGAGAUUCGUCAGCUCCUGAGCUAGGAGCAUCAGGUCCCCGUCACCCUCCCCUCCUUCUCCUCCCUUGGCUCUGUGCUCAGAAGCGCUUUAACUUUUUAUUUAACAUAAUAAACAAAAUCCCUUUGCCCAUCAUCUUCUCUCCCUCAAGUAUAAUCUCAUCCACGUGACUCUUGAGGAAGAAGCCACCUUGUAAAGGAAAUGUUGCUCCGUCAGCUUACGGUGUUCUUUUGGUUUUAGUGGGAGUUUUGACCCGAAUUUCUCCUCUUUCAAUGACAGGCUCGUGAGACUUUGUGUGUGUGUGUGCGCGCGUGUGUGUGUGUGUGUGUGUGUGUGUGUGUGUGUGUGUGUGUGUGUGUGUGAUAGAGAAGGAGAUAUGCCGUUGUUAUUGCUCUACAGCUGAUCUGGGAUCAGGUUGUGACGCCACAAACAGAGCUUAAACCGCUUUUUCAGAACAAAACAUCUACCGGGUUUUAGAGUGUGUUUGACUGUGAACGUCGAUGUUGAUUGUACUGGGUGUUCUGUGAGAAACACUAGCACUGAUUAAUGGUCUCUAGGUACCGAAGGACAGAAAAAUAACUGCAUUACAAAUUAAUCUAGACCUUUUCGGAAUACAGUGAAAUAAAAUCCCUCAUCUUAUUCCAGUAUGAAUCAAAAGAUGUUUUAGAACAAGUUAGAUUCAUGUUUAUCCAAUUAUUUGUAUUUUUUUCUGCUUGCGUUCUGUUUCCCUUUGAUUAUCUCUCUCAGCCUUGGCCUUACUGAUCCCGUCUCUCCUUUUUCAUUCAUUAUUCUGUUUAUAUUGUCUAAUUUUUUGUCAUUUUCACCUUUUUAAAGUGUGCAAAAAAACCUAAUAGACUCAAUGGAGAGUUUGAAGUGUGCUGUUAAUCAUUCAAAAUGUCUUUUAUUCUAAGAAAACAUUCGAAAUAAAAGUCUAUGCAUCAACUUAUCUAUAAAAGAAAGAGGGAAAGCUGUUCAAGAGCCUGAGCUGAAUGUUGCGCUUCUUUGUUUCUAUGCUACCACCCUCUAUAAGAAGCAGAUAUGUCUAAAACUGAUAGAAUAUGGAUCCGUAUGGAUGCCUGGACAGGGAGUUGAAUUUCAGAUGAGCCUCUCGGGAGGAUGGCAAAACCCUAUAGAUGGUUCAGUAAUUGGGAAGCUUUCUGGCAUUCAUUCAGUUCCCUAUUAAAUUCUCUCUCUUUUUUUUUUUCUUUACUGUAUGGUCUGUUAGAAACCCGUAUACUACAUGUGCUUGUUCAUGUAUCGGCUAUGAUUUAAUAUUAUGUUCUAAAUCUGUUUAAGGAGCAGGUGGUGUCUCUCUGCUCUAGGGUAUUAAUCUUUGUGCAAUGGAAGCCUGUGCUGAGAGCGGAGUGUGGGACUCAUUUAGAAACUGACCAUUUCUAACCGGUUUUCCAAGCGAGCGAAGUCAAGCACAUGCGGAAUUGUGACCUUAAAAGCAAUCAACACUGAAUACUUUGUCAUCACAUUUAUUACAUGUACAGAAUUAAAAAUCACAUUUUAAAAAUGA
Puntigrus tetrazona (Sumatra barb) is the source of this 5566-nucleotide messenger RNA. RefSeq names its product SEC24 homolog C, COPII coat complex component (gene sec24c). Gene Ontology annotation, biological process: COPII-coated vesicle cargo loading; endoplasmic reticulum to Golgi vesicle-mediated transport; intracellular protein transport. NCBI's taxonomy places the organism in Eukaryota, Metazoa, Chordata, Actinopteri, Cypriniformes, Cyprinidae. The coding region runs from base 178 to 4071 and encodes 1297 amino acids. Gene Ontology annotation, molecular function: zinc ion binding; SNARE binding. The record is from RefSeq and is a predicted model, not a curated record. The transcript is spliced from 25 exons. Gene Ontology annotation, cellular component: COPII vesicle coat; endoplasmic reticulum exit site.